GCUCGCGCCCCGCCCCUGUCGCCCCCUCCCCUGUAGCGCGCUGGGGCUGUUUUUCGCUCCUCCGGAGUUACCGCCGCUGUCUCCGCUGCUCCUCCUCUCCCGGUCUUGGGUUUCCCUGGCGUUGCUGCCGCUGCUACCUCUGCGGGCUAUAUGAGGAGGAGGAGGAGGAGGAUGUGAAGAUGGCGGAGCUGCAGAUGCUGCUGGAAGAGGAAAUCCCGGGGGGCCGCCGGGCCCUCUUCGACAGCUACACGAAUCUGGAACGGGUGGCCGAUUACUGCGAGAACAACUACAUCCAGUCAGCAGAUAAGCAGCGAGCCCUAGAAGAAACCAAAGCCUACACCACCCAAUCCUUAGCAAGUGUCGCCUAUCUAAUAAACACCUUGGCCAACAAUGUCCUGCAGAUGCUGGAUAUCCAGGCAUCCCAGCUACGAAGAAUGGAAUCUUCAAUCAAUCAUAUUUCACAAACAGUUGAUAUUCAUAAAGAGAAAGUUGCAAGAAGAGAAAUUGGUAUUUUGACUACCAAUAAAAACACUUCAAGGACACAUAAGAUUAUUGCUCCUGCCAACCUUGAACGACCAGUUCGUUAUAUUAGAAAACCUAUUGACUAUACAAUUCUAGAUGAUAUUGGACAUGGAGUAAAGGUGAGUACCCAGAAUAUGAAGAUGGGUGGGCUGCCGCGUACAACACCUCCAACUCAGAAGCCCCCCAGUCCCCCUAUGUCAGGGAAAGGGACGCUUGGGCGGCACUCCCCCUAUCGCACACUGGAGCCAGUGCGUCCUCCAGUGGUACCAAAUGAUUACGUACCUAGCCCAACCCGUAAUAUGGCUCCCUCGCAGCAGAGCCCUGUGAGGACAGCUUCUGUGAAUCAAAGAAAUCGAACUUACAGCAGCAGUGGGAGUAGUGGAGGAAGCCACCCAAGUAGUCGGAGCAGCAGUCGGGAGAACAGUGGAAGUGGGAGUGUGGGGGUUCCUAUUGCUGUUCCUACUCCUUCUCCUCCCAGUGUGUUUCCAGCCCCUGCUGGCUCUGCUGGCACUCCUCCCCUUCCUGCUGCUUCUGCAUCUGCCCCUGCCCCUCUUGUUCCUGCUACUGUCCCUUCCUCCACUGCCCCAGACGCUGCUGCUGGGGGUGCCCAGACCCUUGCUGAUGGCUUCACUUCUCCAACUCCCCCUGUUGUUUCUUCCACUCCCCCUACAGGUCAUCCUGUUCAAUUCUACAGCAUGAAUAGGCCUGCCACUCGCCAUACUCCCCCAACAAUAGGGGGCUCGUUGCCCUAUAGACGCCCUCCUUCCAUAACUUCACAAACAAGCCUUCAGAAUCAGAUGAAUGGAGGACCUUUUUAUAGCCAGAAUCCAGUUUCAGAUACACCACCUCCACCACCACCUGUGGAAGAACCAGUCUUUGAUGAAUCCCCCCCUCCACCACCUCCCCCGGAAGAUUAUGAAGAGGAGGAAGCAGCUGUGGUUGAGUAUAGUGAUCCUUAUGCUGAAGAGGACCCACCUUGGGCUCCAAGGUCUUACUUGGAAAAGGUUGUGGCAAUUUAUGACUAUACAAAAGACAAGGAAGAUGAGCUGUCCUUUCAGGAAGGAGCCAUUAUUUAUGUCAUCAAGAAGAAUGAUGAUGGUUGGUAUGAGGGAGUUAUGAAUGGAGUGACUGGGCUGUUUCCUGGGAAUUACGUUGAAUCUAUCAUGCAUUAUUCUGAGUAGAGCUCAGAAGGGCUAUGCUUCCCUCACAGGAAUAGUCAGGUCUUCCCAGAUUAUCUGAAGGCCCUGGGGAUUCCACUCCAGUAAAAUAGAAUGAAGGAUACAAAUGAUAAAAAUUACUUACUUUUUUUGAUUUAUCCCCCAGUAUUAAAACAAAAAAAGCAAGCUGAGUCUGAACAAAUGGAUCUUUCUGCCAUCAUUUGUACUAUGCUGAACUGUCUGGAUUGAAAUAAAGUGACCAUUUCUGAAUAUGUCAAGGUAUAACAACGUGACUGUGUAGCUAAAACAAAUCAGAUUAAGACUGAUGCAGAAAAAUCUGGGAUCUUGCUCAGGAAUACUGUACACCCUUGGGAUCUCUCCUCCUGCAGAAUCUAUGGCAUUGGAUGUUCUUCAUUGCCUGUGCUAAGGGGUUAACCUUAUGGCCCAGUGGAUACCGUAGCCCCUCACUUUCUUCCACUUGUAUGAAGAGGAGGGAACCAACAUUUAAAUACCAUUCUUAACCAUUUUUACAAUUGUUAGAGAUGGCCUUUUUCCUCUUUAACACUGUAAAUUCUGCAUUCUCUCAGCACUUGAGUGCAUCAAAUGAGUUAAUGCUGAACUUACUUGCAUCCCUUCAUGUUUCUGUUUGUAGA
This is a messenger RNA of Propithecus coquereli (Coquerel's sifaka), 2332 nucleotides long. It is a transcript of the gene ABI2, whose product is annotated as abl-interactor 2. Gene Ontology annotation, cellular component: lamellipodium. The record is from RefSeq and is a predicted model, not a curated record. The coding region runs from base 180 to 1703 and encodes 507 amino acids. Lineage: Eukaryota; Metazoa; Chordata; Mammalia; Primates; Indriidae. The transcript is spliced from 10 exons. Gene Ontology annotation, molecular function: SH3 domain binding.